Messenger RNA from Gloeophyllum trabeum ATCC 11539, 958 nucleotides. RefSeq lists its product as uncharacterized. The record is from RefSeq and is a predicted model, not a curated record. The coding region runs from base 86 to 667 and encodes 193 amino acids. Lineage: Eukaryota; Fungi; Basidiomycota; Agaricomycetes; Gloeophyllales; Gloeophyllaceae. The transcript has 3 exons.
GCUGAGCGUCGACCGGAUAGCAUUCCACUCACUCACUUUACACGUCGCCUCUUUCUGCUGAAUCCACUCGUUCAAGUGCGUCUAGAUGAUGUCCACGCCGCUUUACCCGACUUUCAGUCCCGUCCCGACCAAGCCCACUUCCAACCGCUCGAAUAAACAUAGACUAUAUAUUGCCUACUACUCAGAGGGCAGGGCGCAGGGGGACGAUGUGAAAUACCACACCGCGCUCAUUCUGGCACCGAAGAACCCAGACCCGCGGAAGGUGCAGACAUGGCGGUAUCAUGUCAAGAACAUUGACAGGGACGGGGACGACAUGUGGGUAUACGAGGGGAAGCCGACCAUGAACUCGGACCAGCGGAUAGAGGCGAUGACACUUCUGUGUAAAGUCGAUGAUGAGAAUGUUUCGGGCCUCGGUCUCUCGAUGCUCUUGCGAGAGAUAGAGGUUGUCCAGGACGAACGGCGAUGGUGCUCGCGGCACUGGGUAUUCUCGGCGCUCCAGAUGCUGGUCGAGCGUCAGGUUAUCCCCCAGCUACACAUGGGCCCCAAGAGCAUCUGGCAGAAUGGAUAUCAAUUCGCAAAGAGCGUCAGCACUGCGAAGUACCCUUUCUCCGUUCCUACGUGCGACGUCACCGGAAGGGAGAUCAAAUCCGAAAUGAACUGGUCAUGAUUAUAUGACCACUGACGACCAUUCGUCGCCAAUUCCUCGCAGACACUCGCGGCAGGCCGCGACUGCAAUAUUUCGACGCGAAGACGGGCUUACCAGCGUAUUGCCUCCGUCAACCGCCUCUUUCGACAUCAUGUCCCCGCAUUGUAUCGCUAUUUAUGACCUCUCAUGUAUACCUAAUCGUCACGACCGUACCUUAGAAGAUUUUAAUGAUGUCCGUUCUUCGCUCAUCGCUCUCGUUGUUAUCGUCGUUGAAUUUCGCUUGUGUAUCGCAUUGUAUACCCACCGCGCGGG